Messenger RNA from Colletotrichum destructivum, 2930 nucleotides. RefSeq lists its product as uncharacterized. NCBI's taxonomy places the organism in Eukaryota, Fungi, Ascomycota, Sordariomycetes, Glomerellales, Glomerellaceae. The transcript is spliced from 2 exons. The coding region runs from base 721 to 2688 and encodes 655 amino acids. The record is from RefSeq and is a predicted model, not a curated record.
CUUUCGUCAACCUCCACUCAAACGUAACGCGAGGCGAGAGCCUCACCAACCUGCUUCGCGACUCAUCGGAUUGAUUAUUUAGGACGCGCUCUGCGAAUGCGCUGUCACGACGGAAAUCGUCCACCGGUCUUUCACUUUAAGACAAAACUGGACCACAAUUCAGAUACCCAGAGAUAUCUGUUCUCGAAUCCAUGCAAUUUUGUCGCCCGUCGACUGUUAUGAAGUGGAGGGUGCGAAGGCGCGAAAUCGAGCGUGGAGCCAACAGUCAAGCAUCCUUCCUCACACAUCUGGCCACUUCCUUCUCAACUCUCAGAUCAUGAGGUCAGACAUACUCAACGCCCCCUGUUCUCAUUUGGCCGACAUCAAAGCGAUAUACCCAGCUGAAAACCGUGUCCCAGAAGCGUCAUAGCCUGCAGUCUUUCGGCGGUGCCUUCGCUUCCGGCAAUCGGAGGGGCCGCGAUCUCUAGACUGGAGUAGCCCUGACAGUACCUUUACAAGUCAUCUGAAGGCGUAUGAGCUGAUACUUGUUCAAGCUAUUUACGCGACGCACUUGCACCUAUCUCGUUGAGCCUUCUCUGACAAGAAGAAAUUGUUGGUCCAGUAGGGUAACAGUAGCUCCGUUUGCCUAGAAAGGCUGACGGCCCAUGGUUCGUUCCAGACUGAAGACUUGCCUCAGUAAGUCAAAGAAGCCCAGGUAUAUCCUAUGAGGCUCUUCUUUGCAUGGCAAUGGAGUCAUUCCGUCAGUUGUCGGACGAAUGCAUCGAGGAGGGAUGCACCUCUGUUGCGCUGAAUUCAAAAUAUUGUCUUUCCCACGGGAAGACACGCCGACGAGAAAAUGGGCAUAAUCAAUCCGGCAGUUUCAGUGCCGCAGGCGCCUCAUCUAGGUCUCGAUCUGAAUCUAGAUCAAGCAAACCUAUCGUAGAGCAAGACUCACCGCAACAGGUGGGACGGACACGAACAGAAGAACAAUCCAAAGGCGGUCAGUCGCGCCAGUGGCGCAGGAGCUCUCGGGGCGAGUCGAAUCCCGUUCCUUCGACACACUUCCAGGCAACCGUCAGAAAGUCCAAUCUUCCGCCAGACCUUGUUGGCAGAAUUUCCUUGACAGCUAGAAAGUCGACCCAUUCCCCGGUUUCGUCCAAAAGGCGGACAGAAAUGGCAACUACGAACCUUAAUACCAACUCCGCGAGCAUAUACACUGGUGGAUCUGGCUCGCCGACUACCCACCAACGUACUGCCACAGGAGCUUUCAACCCUUUCCAAUCAUUCAUCAACACAGGCCACACGUCGUCCCCCAACAACACGAAACCAUACUUCAGGAGCCAGUCAACCCACGAGAUGCCAAUGGAUUCCGGAGCUGUAGCUCAUCGACACCAGAUACGGGCUGCGCAAGGUGGUCUCAGGUCGGAGAUUAGUUCGUUGAACAUCAAUCCGGUUACACAGCCCUCCCAAGCCUCCCAAGCCCCCCCACCAUCUAUGGGAACACGCGUUGAUGGCAACGGCACGUCUGUCACCGGCAAGACCAGUGGUCAUUGGGUUACCGGGGGCCGCAAAAUCGAAUCCGUUGCAGAAAGCUCCAUCUCGGGGCCUACGUCAUCCGGGAAGAGGAGCUUUGAUUCCAUGCCAUAUGUCAGAACCAGCCGUUUGCCACCUUCAAUGCAGUUGAAGUCUGCACCGUCAGCUUUGCGAUCAGCUUCGACCAGCAAGCGGAAGAGAAACAGCAGAAGACCCGAAUCAACAUCACCGUCAACUUCGCCAGAUGAGACCGAUGGAGACGAAGCACAAGUAUCUCCGCGCGUACACAAGAGCAAUGCUACACAAGGUCAUACCCUACGGUGGGAAGGGACGAACGGGUUUCUCACAGGAGCAGCGCUCAAUCCUAUCUCGUUGGGCUCUUCCGAGGACGAGGACGAGGAAGAUGCCAUGACUAGCGAUGGGAAACCGUGGCGGACGAAGCCUUCCUGUGGGCAAAGUCAGAAUGCUGCCUUUUCCGCGGAAAGUCAACACCUCGGCAAUGAGAAUCGACCGUUGAUUACUGGUAGAUUUGACCAACAAAGAACGGAGACAAAUCGGUUACGGAAGAGGUUGAACUGUGAAGAGCGCCGGUUCCAGCUGUGCGCAACCUUCGAUUCUGCCAAGUUCGACGCAAUGGUGUACGGCCAGGCCGACGCUGCAAGCCCUCCCGAGGGGGUCGUGGUUCCGACGGCUCCAAUUAAUGCUUCAACGAACACCCCGUCCUCGGGCGAAAAUCCUGAGCAGCUCUACAUGAAGUUCGAUCCUCGGAUCCAUUGGCCACACAACCGCUCCAACGAGUGGUACAAACUCAAGAUGGAAGAGAUCAAGGCCCGAGGUGGACGUAAGGCCAACUUCGGUAAAGCAGCCCAACGCAUGCGGCAGCAGAGGCUGGAGGCGGAGCGGCGUGCCGAGGAAGAGACGUGGGCAAAUGAACAAGGCGCAUCAGUUUCGACCAACAAGCAGCCCCAGCCGUGGUCUCACCACAGAUAUAUGGAUUUCGGCGACGUUCCCCAGGAGGAGCUGCCGGCGUAUGUCCGCAAGAAUCCGGAAUGGAUGCACGCGACGGCAUGGAUGCGAGAGAACCGCGAGCAGAAUCUGCGCAGAAAUAGAGAAGCGGCUGCACUGCGCGCAGCCGGUCUACCUUGGGAGCAUCUUUUUCCUCGGAGCGGUCGCUGAAUUAAAACCAGGGCAAAAGGAAUGGCAUGCUACUGCAAGAGAGAGAGAGAGAGAGAGAGAGAGAGAGUAAAUGGCACUUAGCAUGGAGUUGGGGCUGGCUUUGGUUUCCUUAUCUUUCUCUCAAUUGAAGAUACCUGGGCCUCGCCGCGAUGGCCUGGUCUAUACACAAAUACGAUUAUGGGGUGCAUACAAGGAAAUUGUCAAUUUCGUGGCUCCUUGACUGACGCAAGAGUAAACACUUU